This is a messenger RNA of Dipodomys ordii (Ord's kangaroo rat), 1679 nucleotides long. RefSeq names its product nucleoporin like 2 (gene Nup42). Bases 94 to 1341 code for a protein of 415 amino acids. Gene Ontology annotation, cellular component: nuclear envelope. The transcript has 7 exons. Lineage: Eukaryota; Metazoa; Chordata; Mammalia; Rodentia; Heteromyidae. Gene Ontology annotation, molecular function: metal ion binding; nuclear export signal receptor activity. The record is from RefSeq and is a predicted model, not a curated record.
AGUGGCGCGACCAAGUCUUCCGUUGCUUAGUCUUGUGGUCUCACCGGCUGCUGCCAACUAACCGAUGACUGCUCCGCCGGCGACGCCGUCGUAAUGACCAUUUGUCAAUUCUUCCUUCAGGGCAGGUGUCGCUUUGGAGACCGGUGCUGGAAUGAACACCCCGGAGCCCGGAGUGCGGGUGGGGCGCGGCAGCAACCGCAGCCACAGGCCUCAGGUAAUAACAGGCGUGGAUGGAAUGGCACCAGCCAGAGAUACUCCAGUGUCAUCCAGCCAUCUAGUUUUUCCAAAUCCACACCAUGGGGAGGCAGCAGAGAUCAAGAAAAGCCAUCGUUCAAUUCUUUUGAUUCUGGAACUUCAACUAGCAGGAACAGAGGUUUUGGAUUAUCUCAGAACCCAUUUGCUUCAACUGCCUCUGAGGAGCAGAAAGAAGAAAAGAAACUUCUGGAAGGAAUUGUAAAAGAUAUGGAAGUUUGGGAAUCAUCAGGGCAGUGGAUGUUUUCUGCCUAUUCACCAAUGAAAAAGAAACCUAAUAUUUCAGGUUUUACAGACAUUUCGCCAGAGGAAUUGAGAUUUGAGUACCUUAACUUCUUAACCAGCAAUAACUUACAGAGUUAUCUCACCUCUGUCCAACAGUUAAUAAAUCAGUGGAGGAAUAGGAUAAAUGAAUUGAAGAGUCUAAAUACUUCGACUAAAGUAGCUCUGCUCUCUGAUACAAAGGAUGGAGCAAAUCCAGUGAGCCCACCCUUUGGCUUUGGAAGUGGGCAAGUAGGAACAUUUGGGGCAUCAGGUUUUCCCGUGAAUAGCAGCAGCAGUGGCAGUGCUCAGAACUUUAGUUUUAAAACAAACCCUGGAUUUGGCACAAACCCUGGAAGCCCAUCUGUGUUUGGUAGUCCUCCAGCAUUUGGAGCUGUCCCCUCUGGCAGUUCUGCCAUCUCAGCUUCCACUCCAGCUUUUGGAUUCAGGAAACCUGAUGUCACAUCUGCAGCUGCAUUUUCAUUUAAGAGCCCUGCGGCUUCUGGUUUUGAGUCACCUGGAUUUUCAGGAUUUCCAGCAGGCCCCAUAGGGGCUCCAGCCUUUGGAAGCAGCAGUGCCGCGGCUGGCUUUGGUAGUCCUAGUUCUCAGUCUCACACUGUGUUAUCUAAGCAACCUAAUGACAUCUUCGGAGGUAGCAGUGGUUCCACCUCUCUCCCAGUCUCAAAUGUCAUCAUCACUACACAGAAUGAAUUAUUUACACCCAGGGAUCAACUGACAGCGGAAGAACUGGAGCAAUAUCAAUCCAAGAAAUUUACGCUGGGAAGAAUUCCUUUAAAACCUCCACCUAUGGAACUCCUAAGCAUCUAAAGGGUAAUUUUAAAUACAGAAUAGAAUAGCUUUUCUAUUUUUUUAGUUUUUUUUGUGGUUUAGGGGAUCAAACUUGAGCUUUAUGUGUGCUGGGUAAGCACUUUUACCUCCGAGCUAUACCCUCAAUCCUAAGAAUAGAUUUUGAAGUUAUUCUGUGUGAUUCAUAUGAAAGAGCAAAAGUACACACACACACACACACACAUUGUGCGUGAGGAAUAUAACUUUGGAUAAUUUUAGUAAUUUUAAAGUUUUUUUCCUUAAGCCUAACUAAACAAAACAUACCUCCCAGGUUUAAAAAAACAACAAAACAAAAACAUCAUGCAAGGGAUGAUUUUUUU